Molecule: messenger RNA, 5577 nt
Organism: Amphiprion ocellaris (clown anemonefish)
Lineage: Eukaryota; Metazoa; Chordata; Actinopteri; Pomacentridae
Gene: usp7
Product: ubiquitin specific peptidase 7 (herpes virus-associated)
Exons: 31
Coding region: 364-3702 (1112 amino acids)
Biological process (GO): protein deubiquitination; regulation of protein stability
Cellular component (GO): nucleus; cytosol
Molecular function (GO): cysteine-type endopeptidase activity; cysteine-type deubiquitinase activity; protein binding
Source: RefSeq, a predicted model, not a curated record
UCAGCUGGCCUCCGUCUUCGGAGCCCCAGUCCAUCCAUCCCAACUCCCGCCGUCAGCCAGCGACUCGCACCCACCAAAGGCGCCGCGAUUGGGCGAAUAGCGAGCAAAUACGUCCGCGUUUCUCUACCCGCUCCCCCGCCGACCUCCCCUCCUCACUCCCCGGCGCUGACAGCGGACAAGGCCGAGGACGCAACAGAGCAGGCCCGGCCGCCGAGGCUCGACCUGUCCACCCCACCUCCGCAUCCCACCACACCUCACCAGCAGUCCAGAAACCGGUUCCCCGCCGAGCCGACCCUGGACAGGAUCGAGGGUAACAGAGAUAGCAGGGAGCACCGCAUCACAACCACAACAACAGCUGCCAACAUGAACCACCACCACCACACGCAGCAGCAGCAGCAACAGAAAGCCGGCGAGCAGCAGCUCAGUGAACCAGAGGACAUGGAGAUGGAAGCUGGGGACACAGAUGACCCUCCAAGAAUCCCAGCCAAUCCAGUGAUCAAUGGGAAUGUGGCCAUGGCAGAUGGACACAACAAUACAGAGGAGGACAUGGAGGAUGACACUAGUUGGCGGUCAGAAGCGACUUUCCGAUUUGUAGUGGAACGCUUCAGUCGUUUGAGUGAGUCGGUGCUCAGCCCGUCCUGCUUCGUCCGGAACCUUCCCUGGAAGAUAAUGGUGAUGCCACGCUUCUAUCCUGACCGGCCACACCAGAAGAGCGUGGGCUUCUUCCUGCAGUGUAACGCAGAAUCAGACUCCACGUCAUGGUCUUGCCAUGCACAGGCUAUGCUAAAGAUCAUCAACUACAAAGAUGAUGAGAAGUCAUUCAGCCGCAGGAUUAGUCACCUGUUCUUCCACAAAGAGAACGACUGGGGCUUCUCCAACUUCAUGUCCUGGAGUGACGUGACUGAUCCUGAGAGGGGCUUCAUAGAUGAUGACAAAGUCACAUUUGAAGUCUACGUCCAGGCAGACGCCCCACAUGGAGUGGCCUGGGACUCCAAGAAACACACAGGCUAUGUUGGACUAAAGAACCAGGGAGCAACCUGCUACAUGAAUAGCCUGCUACAGACACUCUUCUUCACUAACCAGCUACGGCGGGCGGUGUACAUGAUGCCCACAGAAGGAGAUGACUCGUCCAAGAGUGUUCCCCUGGCACUGCAGAGGGUUUUCUAUGAGCUGCAACAUAGCGACAAACCCGUUGGCACCAAGAAACUCACCAAGUCCUUUGGGUGGGAAACACUAGAUAGCUUCAUGCAACAUGAUGUGCAGGAGCUGUGCAGAGUGCUCCUGGACAAUGUGGAGAACAAAAUGAAAGGCACCUGUGUUGAGGGAACCAUCCCUAAGCUCUUUAGAGGAAAGAUGGUGUCAUAUAUCCAAUGUAAGCAUGUGGAUUACCGGUCCGAGCGGAUAGAGGACUACUAUGACAUCCAGCUUAGCAUAAAAGGAAAGAAGAACAUCUUUGAGUCAUUCAAAGAUUAUGUUGCAACUGAACAGUUAGAUGGAGACAACAAAUAUGACGCAGGAGAGCAUGGCCUGCAGGAAGCAGAAAAGGGAGUGAAGUUCCUUACCUUUCCUCCAAUCCUACAUCUGCAGCUGAUGAGGUUCAUGUAUGAUCCACAGACUGACCAAAAUAUCAAGAUUAACGACAGGUUCGAGUUUCCAGAUCAGUUACCUCUGGAUGAGUUCCUUCAGAAGCCAGACUCCAAGGACCCAGCCAACUACAUCCUUCACGCAGUGCUCGUGCACAGUGGGGACAACCAUGGCGGUCACUACGUCGUCUAUCUUAACCCCAAAGGAGACGGCAAAGUGAGUGUCAAGGAACCAAUAUGGUGUAAGUUCGAUGAUGAUGUAGUGUCACGGUGCACCAAGGAGGAGGCCAUAGAACACAACUAUGGUGGACACGAUGAUGACCUCUCAGUCCGUCACUGCACCAACGCGUACAUGUUGGUCUACAUUCGCGAGUCCAAGCUCAGUGAGGUGCUCCAGCCGAUGACUGAUGUGGACAUCCCCCAACAGCUGGUGGAGCGUCUACAGGAGGAGAAGAGGGUGGAGGCACAGAAGAGGAAGGAACGCCAAGAGGCUCACCUCUACAUGCAGGUUCAGAUGGUGACAGAGGACCAGUUCUGUGGUCAUCAGGGCAACGACAUGUAUGACGAAGAGAAGGUGAAAUACACAGUCUUCAAGGUCCUGAAGAGCUCCACGCUGCAGGAGUUUGUCCAGAAUCUCUCACAGACCAUGGGUUUCCCACAGGACCAGAUGAGGCUGUGGCCCAUGCAGGCCCGUAGCAAUGGAACUAAGCGACCCGCCAUGCUUGACUACGAGGCCGAUUGCAACAAGUCGAUGAUUGACUUGAGUGACAAUGAGAACCCCUGGACAAUAUUUCUAGAGACAGUGGAUCCAGAAAUGGCAGCCAGUGGGGCCACGUUACCCAAGUUUGACAAAGACCAUGAUGUCAUGUUGUUCUUGAAGAUGUAUGACCCCAAAACCAGAAGCUUAAAUUAUUGUGGACAUAUCUACACACCUAUAUCCUGCAAAAUAAGAGACCUGCUACCAGUCAUGUGUGAGAGAGCAGGUUUUCAGCAGGAAACUAGCCUUAUCCUCUAUGAGGAAGUAAAGCCCAAUCUAACAGAGCGGAUACAGGACUAUGAUGUCUCUCUGGACAAGGCCCUGGAUGAGCUCAUGGACGGGGACAUCAUUGUCUUCCAGAAGGACGACCCAGAGAAUGACAGCAGCGAGCUGCCUACAGCCAAGGACUAUUUUCGGGAUCUCUACCACCGGGUGGAUGUCAUUUUCUGUGACAAGACCAUCCACAAUGACCCCGGCUUCGUGGUCACGCUCUCUAACCGCAUGAACUAUUUUCAGGUGGCCAAGACAGUAGCGCAGAGGUUGAACACAGAUCCCAUGCUGCUGCAGUUCUUCAAGUCACAGGGGUACAGGGACGGUCCAGGGAAUCCUCUCAGACACAACUAUGAGGGAACGCUGCGGGACCUGCUGCAAUUCUUCAAGCCUCGGCAGCCCAAGAAACUCUACUACCAGCAGCUAAAGAUGAAGAUUACAGACUUUGAGAACAGGAGGAGUUUUAAAUCCAUAUGGCUCAACAGCCAGUUCAGAGAGGAGGAGAUCACCCUCUACCCUGACAAGCACGGCUGUGUGCGGGACCUUUUGGAAGAAUGUAAAAAAGCAGUGGAGCUGUCUGAAAAAGGCUCUGAGAAGCUCAGGCUGUUAGAGAUAGUAAGCUAUAAAAUCAUUGGGGUUCACCAGGAGGACGAGCUGCUAGAAUGUUUAUCUCCUGCUGCCAGCCGCACCUUCAGAAUAGAGGAGAUUCCUUUGGACCAGGUGGACUUGGACAAGGACAGUGAAAUGCUAAUUCCAGUCGCUCACUUCCACAAGGAAGUCUUUGGCACCUUUGGGAUUCCCUUCUUGCUCAAGAUCAGACAGGGUGAGUCAUUUCGGGAGGUGAUGAGAAGGAUCCAGACCAUGCUGGACAUCCAAGAGAAAGAAUUUGAGAAGUUCAAGUUUGCGAUUGUGAUGAUGGGCCGGCAUCAGUACAUCACUGAAGAUGAGUACGAGGUCAACCUGAAGGACUUUGAACCACAGCCAGGUAACAUGUCCCACCCGCGCCCCUGGCUAGGGUUGGAUCAUUUCAACAAAGCUCCAAAGAGAGGUCGCUACACCUACCUGGAGAAAGCAAUCAAGAUCCACAACUAAAGCAGCCUGCCCUUCCUCUUUGUCCUCCUCCUCCUCUCUUGCUCCGCCUUCCUCCCUACCUACUUUAACAAACCAUAACCACAGACUGUAACCAACCAUGUGUGUGUGUGUACGUGUGUAAGUGUGUUUAUGUGUGAGAGACUGAGUGUGUGCUUGUAUGUGCGAGUGUGUAUUCAUCACUUUUAACACCCCGCCUGGACACCUCUACAGCUCUACACCGGCACUAUGUCUUCAGUGAUACGGAUCUUGCUGCAGCUGACGGAUUAUUCUUCAACCACAAAAUAAACUGCACCAACCACCUCCUGACUGUUUAUUUUAGUGUAUUUUUUUUUUCUAAUGAUCUCCCUCUACGUUUGAGGUUGAUCGGUUGUUAUUUUUUCUUUUUUUUUUUUUCUGGCUUCUCUACCUGUUGACUGCCUGCUUUUUGUUGCCUGUCUGGAAAUGGGAGAAAUACAUUUGGAUUUUAACAUAAAAGCAGUGAAAGGAGGAGAGGAAUUGGGACGGAGAAUAAGUAUAAGUAUAUAUAUAUAUAGAUAUAUACACACAUACGUGUAUAUUUAUAUAUAUAUGUAUAAUAUAUACAUAAAGUUCUAGACAGAUUUUUUUCCUUUCCGACUUCACUCACCAUUUUUUUGUCGUUCAGAUUUUUGAAGGGGGGGUUAAAUAAAGCGUUGUUUGAAGAGGCAUCAUGCUGCUGUGUGCGGAGUUUGAUGGAAGGAUGUGGGCGAGGACUUAGCUGACAGAAAAAAGAGGGAGAGGGGCUGAUAGAUACCGCAAGCUGGCAUCCACCCUGAGGCUCACUAGUUGCCCCCGUUGAAGUUCUUUAUAUUUUCUGCUCCCAUCCUAUAGUGCAACAAAACCCAGUAUUUCCAAGUUUACACACAAUUCUUUCUCACUUAGUUUGGAGGAAAAAGUAAUGAAUUUUUUUUGUCUCUUUCUGCAGAUCUUGUAUAAUAAAAUAAAAAAAAUUCUGCAAAACAGCAUCUGUUUAAAAAUAAAUGGGGAAAAAUAAGGAGAUUUGUCUGUAUUUCAUCUUGAAAGCUGGCACUUAAUGGUUUCUCAGGACUGGCAAAUGUACAUGUUGGUUGCUUAUUGAUUUUUCAAGGAACACACAAAAACACACAUGCACGAACAUCAACCCCCUUGACUUUCUCUUCCUUUUUUUGUUUUUUUUUGGGGGGGGGUUGUUGUUGUGUUUCUCAGUCAUUCCUCCUCUAAACACAAACACACACACACACAGGCUUCAUCUUCUCCCUCCCAUCUCCUCUGUUGAUCGAAACUGUCGCCUCCAGGUGGUUUGGAGCAGUAAUUGCGCUGUGCUUGGUAGGGAGCUGCAGACCCUUAGAGCCCCGCCGGUUUGAGGAUUGUGUAGAGACAAAACCAGCAUUGUAAGAAACACUUUAAGCCCUCUGAAUUUAUUUUUCUUCUGUUCAUUUCUGUUAAAGCACAGAUGGAAUGCACCCCUAAUAGCGCAUAGCUGGCUCUGUAAAGACAACAUUUAAGAAUUGUAUAUUUAAAAUUAUGAACGUGUAAAAUUUAAGAGAAACACACGCCUUUGUUGUUGGGUACAGAAGGAGCCGGAUGUUCAUAUUUCUUGUGUGUAGGUUUCUUUUUUUUCCCCUUUUUUUGCGUUCCUGAUGUACCAUUGACAAUUUUUUUUUUCUGUUACAUUUGGAUUGUUGUUUCUUUUCAAACUAACUGCAUCGGUUUGUCUUGUUAAAAAGUGCAGUACAAAGAUGACCUGCAGAAUCACACCUUAAUUUGAUCUUUUCCAGUUUAAAAUCCUCAGUGUAGCAGCAGUGUACGACAACUAUUCCUGUAUAUUGCCUUUUUGCUGGAAAAUGUAUGUUGAAUAAAAUUUUCUAUAAAAACAAA